This is a messenger RNA of Glycine soja, 1655 nucleotides long. Its product is annotated as transaldolase-like. Gene Ontology annotation, biological process: pentose-phosphate shunt; carbohydrate metabolic process. Gene Ontology annotation, cellular component: cytoplasm; intracellular anatomical structure. NCBI's taxonomy places the organism in Eukaryota, Viridiplantae, Streptophyta, Magnoliopsida, Fabales, Fabaceae. The record is from RefSeq and is a predicted model, not a curated record. The transcript has 12 exons. Gene Ontology annotation, molecular function: transaldolase activity. Bases 63 to 1259 code for a protein of 398 amino acids.
AAGAUGUAACCGAGUGACAGUGUGAUUGAGUUUGGCUGUCAUAAUCUCUCUCUCAUCCGAAAAUGUCACUCACCUUGCAAACUCCGCCUUCUACAACUCUCUCUUCUGCAUCUCCCAUUCACAGAACAAUAACAAGAUACACCACAUUCUCCUUCUCGCUUCGUCCUCCAACAACUCUUCACUUCAAUCCCCACAGGUCCCUCCCUCUAAUUCGCGCUUCCAAUUCUUCUAUCAAUGCCGCUUCGACCACUGAACUGGACGCUGUGUCCGCCUUCAGCGAGAUCGUUCCCGACACCGUCGUUUUCGAUGAUUUCGAAAAGUUUCCUCCAACUGCUGCUACUGUUAGUUCAUCGCUUCUCUUGGGAAUAUGUGGCCUUCCAGACACCAUUUUUAGGAAUGCUGUGGAAAUGGCUUUAGCUGAUUCUGAGUGUUAUGGACUUGAAAAUCCUAACGCGCGAUUGUCUUGUUUUGUCAACAAGGCUUUCGCGAAUAUCGGUAGUGACAUGGCAAAGCUUGUCCCUGGCCGUGUUUCGACAGAAGUGGAUGCGCGGCUUGCUUAUGACACACAUGCCAUUAUCAGGAAGGUGCAUGACCUGUUGAAGUUGUACAAUGAUAGCAAUGUACCUCCGCAACGUCUGUUGUUUAAAAUUCCUUCCACUUGGCAAGGAAUAGAGGCUGCAAGGUUGCUGGAAUCCGAAGGCAUACAGACACAUUUGACCUUUGUCUACAGUUUUGCUCAAGCUGCAGCUGCAGCUCAAGCUGGUGCUUCUGUCAUUCAAAUUUUUGUUGGUCGCAUAAGGGAUUGGGCACGUAAUCAUUCUGGUGACACAGAGAUAGAAUCUGCUCAGCUAAGAGGAGAGGAUCCAGGGUUGGCAUUGGUGACAAAAGCUUACAAUUAUAUUCACAAAUAUGGACAUAAGUCAAAGUUGAUGGCAGCAGCAGUUCGCAACAAACAGGACCUAUUUAGUCUUCUGGGGGUUGACUAUAUCAUAGCUCCUUUAAAGGUAUUGCAGUCUCUCAAAGAAUCUGUUGCUUCUCCUGAUGAGAAGUACUCUUUUGUUAGGAGGUUAUCCCCUCAGUCUGCUGCCAAGUACACAUUUAGUGAUGAAGAGCUUGUUAGAUGGGACGAAGAUAGCCUCUCAAAGGCCAUGGGGCCUGCAGCUGUGCAGCUUCUGGCUGCUGGACUGGAUGGCCAUGCUGAUCAAGCAAAGCGGGUGGAAGAGUUAUUUGGGAAAAUUUGGCCACCACCAAAUGUAUGAUUCGACGACUUCUUUAUGUCGCACGAGAGUCUUUUGCCUGAUGGAUCAAUAAACAUAAUACACGACUGAUGAAGGGAAUAUUUCGUUGGUUUUCUUUCCCUCUUAACCAUGAAGUCUUGAACAAUUUCCUUAAUGUGAAGCACGCGGUUCCUAAAUGCACAUUUUGUUAUUUUUCUCUUUCGUUUGUUGCAGUUGCAUUUGUCUUAUUGACUGUCUAUCUAUGGUUAUUCUCUAAGUAAGGUCGGAUACUCGUACAAACUAAGGCCGUAGGUAGGGUCGGUCAAAACCCGGCCUUUCCAGUGUUACCUAUUGACCAGGCCUGGACAGCAGUUAAUUGGGUCACACUUGGGCUGGCUUUGUCGAAGCACAUAAAAUGAUUGGCAAUUGCUUCCUGCA